AGAGAAUGAGCUCAUCUUUUAGAAGCCCGUGUGUGAAGGCAAAGUGAGGAGAGAGGACGCAGCAGCUUCAUAUGACAGUUUGUAUCAGAAAGCAGCAGUGGACACAAACCUGUGACUGAGACCUGCUCUGGACUUCUGCUACGACAAGAGGACGCAUCCAGCGACUUUCCACAGGAGCGCUUUCAAUAUGGUUUGGUCCCGGGAGAGAGAGACGGAGCGGCCUCCGCUGUCCGUCAUCCUGCCGCGGCUCUACCUCGGAGCGGAGAGCGACGUGACGCAGGACGGGCUGGCCUCUCUGGGUAUCUCCUAUGUACUGAGUGUGAGUCGCUGCAGCCCCCAGCCCUCCUUUCUUCCUCGCUCCAGAUAUCUUCGCAUCCCUAUCGAUGACUCACUUUGGGACGACCUGCUUCCCUGGAUCCCACAGGCUCUGAACUUCAUAGAUGCAGCCAUGUCCUCUGGUGCCUCCGUGUUGGUUCACUGUGCAGCAGGAAUCUCUCGCUCUCCAGCUCUGGCUGUAGCUUACAUCAUGUACAGCCUGGGGAUGGACCUGGACCAUGCUUACAGGUUUGUGAAAGAGCGCCGGCCCUCCAUUUCCCCAAACUUCAACUUCCUGGGUCAGCUGCAGCACUUCCAGGGCACUCUGAGCCAGAAGGCCUCUGGUGACGACCUCCUCAUGAAGCAGCUGGACAACUGUCCGCCAUCCAUCAAUGACAGUGUUAUCCACACUCACACCAGUCUCAAUAUGAAUUAUCAGGCUGACAGUGUAACCAGCAACUCAGCAGAGCUCAAACAGGCACACACAGAGAAUCUCCACUUCACAGCUAAAACACAGCAGAGACACUCACAUUUAGAUGGAAGUGGAAACCAGCUGCUUUCCCUAUCAGGGAAACUUCGGACUCUUCAUUUGACUCUUAAUCAAAACCAGCAGCAGGUCCAGACGUCAUGUGAAGUUCCAGCUCCAAACCCCUGUGAGACAGUUAAACCAGCAGCAAUGCCCACACAGCUCCCAGCAGGCUCUGCUCCUCUAUCAGAGAAACGCAAAAGCCUCACCCUCCUCUUGACCCCUUUGGGAAUCUGUCCUCCCUCCUCAGCAAACAGCAGCCAGCAACCAAGGGACACCGCCAUGUCCAAAACUUUCCACAACAGGGAGACAGGAGAAAAGCCUGAGGCAAAGACACAGAGUACCCCUGGCUCCUAUAGGCAGGCAGAGGACACUUGCAGGGAGCAGAGUCCCUCCCGCAGCCAGUGUAGCAGAGCUGAGGUGAAGGAGCAGGGCCUGCUGUCACCGUUCAGCUUCACCCUCAACAAGCUGCUGGGCUGGGGGGAGAGAUUGCUGCUGGGAGGGCUGUUUGCCCACCCCGUAAGAAUGGGACAGCCUUCACUGCCUUACAGGUGCUGAGGGAGCAGCUGAUGUUAAGGAUGCUUGUUGUGUCCAUUUAUUUCUGCGCAUGUUUGUCAAAUUGAACUAAACCACACAUAUGUGGUACAUAAUACAUACAGGAGGCCUGAAAGAACUUCUGUCUUCUAUUUAUUUAUUUAUUUAUUUAUUUAUUUAUUUAUUUAUUGCAGAGCUAAAUAUAAGAAGUAUACUUGACCAUAAACCUCCACACAAAUGCAUCUUGUUUAUUACAUAUUGACAGUGGUCAGCUUAUCCUGACAUUUGUAAAAUUUAGUUAUUUUCAAAGACUUUUGGUACAAUGGUCUGAGAUGUAUUUACUGAUGAUUAAAGAUUACAUUUCA
This is a messenger RNA of Epinephelus moara (kelp grouper), 1740 nucleotides long. RefSeq lists its product as uncharacterized. Gene Ontology annotation, cellular component: cytoplasm. Gene Ontology annotation, biological process: negative regulation of MAPK cascade; protein dephosphorylation. The transcript is spliced from 5 exons. The record is from RefSeq and is a predicted model, not a curated record. Bases 188 to 1399 code for a protein of 403 amino acids. Gene Ontology annotation, molecular function: protein tyrosine/threonine phosphatase activity; MAP kinase tyrosine/serine/threonine phosphatase activity. Lineage: Eukaryota; Metazoa; Chordata; Actinopteri; Perciformes; Serranidae.